UCCGGCGCCCAGUGGCGGAAACGGGCUCGCUUCGUCGACUGCGGAGGGGCCGCGCGCCAGACAGGCAGGCAGGCAAGAGGGCAGGCUCCGUUGUGAGGCGUGGGUGGCCAGGCCUCGCCUCUGGACCCUCUGCCUCGAGAAAGAAAGGAAAGACGGAGAGAGGGAGACCUGAAGGGAUUGCGUGGCCGCCAUCAUGACCGCCGAGGAAGGCAAGGCCGAGGAGAUGAGCGCCGCGCCGGAGGGAGAGGCGGGCACCGACAUCACCCCCAAGAGCGACGGGGGCGUCCUCAAGGUUAUCAAGAAAGAGGGUACAGGAACAGAAACUCCCAUGAUAGGUGACAAAGUGACUGUCCACUAUACAGGAUGGCUUCUAGAUGGAACAAAGUUUGAUUCAAGCCGUGACCGAAAGGACAAGUUCUCAUUUGACUUUGGCAAAGGUGAAGUUAUCAAAGCUUGGGAUAUUGCUGUCGGAACGAUGAAAAUUGGAGAACUUUGUCAAAUUACUUGCAAACCAGAAUAUGCCUAUGGCUCUGCUGGCAGCCCUCCUAAGAUUCCUCCUAACGCAACACUGAUUUUUGAGAUAGAACUGUUUGAGUUCAAAGGAAAGGAUCUUACAGAUGAUGAAGAUGGUGGAAUAAUUCGACGAAUCCGUAAAAAAGGAGAAGGCUACUCCAAACCCAACGAAGGAGCCUUAGUAGAGAUUGAGGUAGAAGGUUGGCAUGGAAACAGAGUAUUUGACAAGCGUGAGCUGCGGUUUGAAGUAGGAGAGGGAGAAAAUUAUGACCUUCCUCCUGGACUGGACAAAGCUCUGCAGAAAAUGGAGAAGUUGGAGGAGUGUGUAAUAUAUCUCAAACCCAGCUAUGGUUUUGGCAGUGCUGGGAAACAAAAGUUUCAGAUUCCUCCAGAUGCAGAGCUGCAAUAUGAAAUCAAGCUCAAAAGUUUUGAAAAGGCUAAGGAAUCAUGGGAGAUGAAUACUGACGAGAAGUUGGAACAAGGUUCCAUUGCAAAAGAAAAGGGUACCCAAUAUUUCAAAGAGGGGAAGUACAAACGAGCAACAUUACAAUAUAAGAAGAUUGUAUCGUGGCUGGAGCAUGAAACUGGACUCUCUGAUGAGGAGGAGUCGAAAGCCAAAAGCCUCAGGCUGGCAGCACAUCUUAACUUGGCCAUGUGCCAUCUGAAGUUAAAGGAAUAUUCCCAUGUCUUAGAAAACUGCAACAAGGCUCUUGAGUUGGACAACAGCAAUGAGAAAGGCCUUUUCCGGCGUGGCGAAGCCCAUCUGGCUGUUAAUGACUUUGAGUUGGCGAGAGAAGAUUUCCAGAAGGUGCUACAGCUCUAUCCAAGUAACAAAGCGGCCAAAGCACAGCUAAUGAUCUGUCAUCAAAAGAUCCGUGAACAGCAUGAGAGAGAGAAAAAGAUGUAUGCCAAUAUGUUCCAGAGGCUGGCAGACAAGGAGACAAAGCUGGAAGCUGAUACAGUCCGCAAAGAAGAGACAGAAAUGAAAGACGACAAACAGAAUGGGGUUGAAGAAAAAACAGAAGUUGAUGUAGAAGCUUGAAGCUGUCAUGCUGACCUGUUUUGUAAAAUUGAAGAAUUUCCAGUGAACUAGACCUUUAUUUUUCUAUCUGAUUGAAAUAAGGGACAGAGGCUGGGGUUAUGGUGCUGCUUUGUGUCUGUCUAUGUAGGAAACAUUGGUGGCUGAACAGACCUGAGUAAUCUUAGGGACUUUAUUUAUUCAAUCAUGAGUUCUGACUCUGUUAUUGAUCUUGGGAGUUCCAUCAAGAUUCCUUUUUAAUUCCUUUUACUUCUCUGACUGGCAUCCCUCUCGGGUUCCUGCACAAUCUAGUCCCAGUUUCCAUUCUGUUUACUCUUAAAUAAAAGUCAAAGAAUCAGCUUAGCUAAAAAAAAGUCACUGUAUGAAAGACUUAACUAGUGUGUUCUUUUUCCUAUUACAGCCUGGUUAUGUCUUCUUUCCUCUGUCAAUGCAGGCAUGCUCCUUCCAUGGAGAUAUUGUUGUCAUCUUUCUUGUAAUGCAUCUUCUUUUGCAUAUUACUGAAGAUGAAGACUGCAGUCCAAAGCUUGAGCAAUAAAGCACCAAAAUAAAAUUGA
Molecule: messenger RNA, 2106 nt
Organism: Anolis carolinensis (green anole)
Lineage: Eukaryota; Metazoa; Chordata; Lepidosauria; Squamata; Anolidae
Gene: fkbp4
Product: FKBP prolyl isomerase 4
Exons: 10
Coding region: 194-1555 (453 amino acids)
Molecular function (GO): peptidyl-prolyl cis-trans isomerase activity; protein binding
Source: RefSeq, a predicted model, not a curated record